Pyrenophora tritici-repentis Pt-1C-BFP is the source of this 1701-nucleotide messenger RNA. Its product is annotated as Carboxypeptidase C (cathepsin A). Lineage: Eukaryota; Fungi; Ascomycota; Dothideomycetes; Pleosporales; Pleosporaceae. Gene Ontology annotation, biological process: protein histidyl modification to diphthamide; proteolysis. The record is from RefSeq and is a predicted model, not a curated record. Gene Ontology annotation, molecular function: diphthine synthase activity; serine-type carboxypeptidase activity.
AUGAAGCUUCUUUCUGUACUCGGGUCUUUGUUGUGUGCGUCCAUAGCCUUCGCUGGGCCAGUCGUGGAGAAGCGUAUACCUGGUCAAGGCUUCGAGAACCCAGAACUCAAUGCAAGAGCUCAAAGCUAUUUCCUCAAUCAAAAGUCAAAGGCAUUUGCUGUCGAGGGUAAAAAGUUCCCAGGGCUCGACUUUGAUAUUGGUGAGAGCUACGCUGGUCUAUUGCCAAUCACAGACGACCCAAAGGAGAAACGAAAGCUCUUCUUCUGGUUCUUCCCGGCAGCCCAGAAGGAUAUCCCACAUGAAGUAACCAUCUGGCUGAAUGGUGGUCCCGGAUGUAGUUCGUUGAUCGGCCUCCUUAGUGAGAACGGUCCGUUUCUAUGGCCAAGUGGCAUGCAGACACCAAUCAAGAACUCGUACUCGUGGACCAAUCUUACCAACAUGCUCUGGGUUGAACAACCCGUAGGCGUUGGGUACGCCCCAGGCCUUCCAACCAUCACCGACGAGGAAGGCUUAGCCAAGCAGUUCCUUGGUUUCUACAAGAACUUUCUCGAUGUGUUUCAGCUAUACAACUGGAAGACUUACCUUACUGGAGAAUCUUACGCCGGAAUGUUUGUCCCAUACAUUGCGCACGCUAUUUUGUCCUCCGAGGACAAGAAACACUUCAACCUUGGCGGUAUCUCAAUCAACAACCCGGUCAUCGGCGAAGAUGCCCUGCAAGAACAAGUUCCUAUAAUGGCAUACGCCAAUCACUACAACAACAUACUAUUCUAUAACGACACCUUCCUGCAGCAACAGGAAAGGCUCCAUAAGGAGUGCGGUUAUACCGAUUACUACAACAAGUACUUCAAAUUUCCACCUCCGAAGGGUCCAUUUCCAGCCGUGCGCGAUCCCUAUGACGUUACCCCAGACGGAAAAUGCGACAUUCAAGGCCACUUCUUCAGUGCUAGCCAAAUUACCAACCCUUGCUUUAGCGUGUACCACAUCACGGAAAUGUGCCCCUUUGCAAGUUCGCAAUUGGGCCCAAUGGACACGGGUUAUGAGCCCCAGCCAGGGGCACAGGUGUACUUCGAUCGAGCCGAUGUCAAGAAGGCGUUGCACGUGGAUCCCAAAACCACGUGGACUAUGUGCUCUGCUGAGGGAGUUUUUAGCGACGGUAACGGCUCAUACGGGUAUGACCAGUCGUACCCACCCGGAGUGAACGGCAUUCUCAAGAGCGUUAUUGAGGCCACCAACAACGUUCUCAUCGGUAAUGGCGAUCUCGACAUGCUUAUCCCUACAAAUGGAACUCUGCUUGCCAUCCAGAACAUGACCUGGAACGGAGUCCAGGGGUUCUCAAAGUACCCUAACAGACCCCUUUUCAUACCUGGUUACAAUGACCAGCACGCCUACUCAGUGGCAGGUAAUUACCUCCAAGGCUAUUGGAUUAAAGAGCGUGGCCUCCUUUUCUACUCUGCCCGUCUCGCCGGUCACCCACUCCCCGGCUCCACAAAAUCUGUCGGCUUCCGCCAGCUGCAGGUUCUGCUCGGACACAUCAAGGACUUUGACAGUCAAGACAAGUUCCCUGAGCCACAGUUUGGUGGUGCUCCUUGUAAUGACAAGCCGGCUUCUGCGCCGGCUCAGAAAUCGCGUAUGCAGAACCAGGUUGAUAGGCUGAGGCUGAGUCGCAAGCCAAGUGCUGGAUUCAAGAAGCAUGAGCUCUAG